CCUCACAUUUUGCUUGGGGGAAAUCACUGUUUUGUUGUUGCUGUUCCUCCGAUUGAUUGGUUUUGUUGUUUGAUGAGCAAAGGGCAAGGAAGAUGUUCACCAAUCAAACGACCAAUCUGACGACUUUGUCGAAGGCACUGACAAGUCUUUGCAGAGAAUUUGACGCUGUUUCCACUCUGGAAUCAAUAGCCUCUCCCGGUGAUAGUUGUCGAGACAAGGAAUCGCAGAUUCAUGAAGCGGAAGGGUUUCUGGACACUCUAGCAAAGCGAGUGGAUGACGUUGAUGAUGCGCUGAUGAAGUCGACUGAGCAUCUGUUGCCGACAUUGAGUGGGGGAGGUGGACCAUCAAGAAUGACAGCCACAGAACUUUCUCAGAUUUUGACCUCUCUUCAUGCAAUCCAUUCCCAACAAAUCAAGCGCAUUGAAGCUUUGCUUGCCGGAUCGCCUGCUUCAGCAAGCGACGCAACGUUGGAUGAAACUAGAGUCAUCACGCCUUAUCAUUGGUCUUUGGGGUUGCCAUUGGACAAAGUGGAAGAAAUGGACAACGAGACCGACCGAUACUCUUUUGGGUCGGCAGCGUCAUCCUUGCGAUCGGGUCCACGUACGCCCUUUUCACAGAGAGGACCGGGAACCCCUUCGACGCCUUCUCUGAGAGAUCUCCAUCUUAGUGCCACUACAACCUCCAUAUUGACACAGGACUUUGACACGCCAAACCGCAAGAAGAUGGCCCAGCAAAACAACAAUCUGUCGGCCAAGAUGUCUGCAUCUCCAGAUGCUGCAAGCGACAACGAAAGUCGGAACCCAAUCCAAAACACAAGCAACUCUGAAAAUGGUCUGGAUGCUAUUCGAAACUAUCACUCUGGUUCAAUGAGUCAUCCUGACGACGACGAUGAUGAGAAUUCCACUCAGCAGAAAGACAAUGCCUCUACCGACUACCUGCGCAUGCUGCACGACGACGAGGACGAUGACAGUGUCGAUGAGUCUACGCUGUGUCCAACUGUCAUUGCUGAAGAUCGAAAACCAAAGAGUGUCGAGGAAAAAGGCGGUCACGUUGCUAACGAGGAGGAGACCCACUCGGGAGCGAAAGCAUUGGCCACGCACAAGGAACCAAACUUCAACUGCAGCUAUUCCGCGUUUUCCCAAAUCUUUCGUACACAGAACCAGCAAUCCACUCUCUUGGUUGAAGCAAGUGGCGAGGCAGAAGCCAAAGAUACUGUGUUGUCUCCUGAAAUUGAUGUCACUCGAAACAAAAUCUUCCGACCCAACCAACACGACAUUAGUCACGUCGUUGUUCAAACCGACGAUGGAUCACCUUCACAAACUCUCUUGACCAUGGACGGAAGCAUGUUUCUCCACGACGCAGAUGCCGUGUCACACAGGUCACGACGUAUCAGUGAUGCAGCUAGCCUCGGUGAUGAGACCCCUGUACUCGACCGAUAUCGAAUCAUCUCGGACGACAAUAGCAUUGGAUUCAAGGUGCUUCCAAAUGAACGAGGCUCGCACCGAAAAACAUUGAGUGCCAAGAGAUCAGAGACAAACGGAGUCCCCAAAACGGUCAAAUUCCGUGGCGACAGUGUGGAAGGUAAUGGCGAUCAUCCUGCUUUUCGAAAGACGCCGUAUCCUGCAAGGAAUGAUUUGGGCCUUACAUCAGUGACCAGUGAUACUUCCAGAAUUGCUCAAAGCAAGCCAAUCAGCAGUCCAUUUCGCUUUGAGAAUGGCAAAGAGAAUCAAGGUACUGCGCUUUCCUCUCCCUUCCACACAGGAGGCCGCAACAGUGAACGGAGAAGCUUUGGCAAGUCUGUUGCCUUCAAUGUUCAGUUUCAAUCCCCGGCAACCAGCACCAAAGGAAGCUUCAGAAAGACUCCGUUCAAAUCGGGUCCUCCAGAACCCACAUCGAGUUCCAAACCACAUUCUGGCGUUCGGUUUGACGUUCGUACCCCUUCCAAGGGCAUAACAAAAGUCUACCGAAAGACUCCGCUUGCCAAAAUCACAGAACGUGAAUCAAUGGAAAGCCUCAAGUUCCCUGAUGACAAUUCAGGGCAAGGCGUUCGCUUCGAAGGUGACCCCCUUUCAUCGUCGACCCCGAUCAGCAAAGGUGUGACAUUCCGCAAGACCCCCUAUCGACGAUCGGUGGCUAACGUUGAUGGGGAAGACGACGACAAUCUCGAUGACACGAAAGACCAGAUGAAGAGUCCCCGUGCAGAGAUGCCUCCAGGGAUGGUGGCGUCGAGCACGCCCAAGACAAUUCGCUUUGCGGUUGAUGCCACUACUAGUAUGUCUUCCCCAAUGUCAUUCGCUUCAGAUAUUACUGGCUUCACUGCGAUUUCGUACAGCGAACACCAGCGAGAGCUGUUUCCGCGUGUCGAAUCAUUGGAGGAGGAGAAAAAGGAAGAGGCGACAUCGAGAACACCACGAAAGUCGGCGUCCUCUUUGAUUGCCAAGGUUUCUCAGGAGGAGUUCGAGCAGGCCUCUCCAUUGGUAAAGCUGCAAUUCUCCAGAGAGGAAACCAACAAGGCCAUCACCGCGCUGAACGGCGCAGCUUUCCUUCGAAAAUCUGCCGGAGAUUCAUUUAUGCAAUUCACAGAUGCAGAAGCCUACAAAAUCCUUCGCAACUAUGGCUUCAAAAGGCGACGAUGCAAAGGGCUGCUCAUGUCGUUGUGUCACUGGCAGCGACUGGCUAUGCAUCAGGAAUUGGACGAAGAGACAGACUUUGGUUUGGCCAGUAUCUACUUUGAAAUAGUCCAAUGAGAUGGUCUCCUUCGAACCGGCUAGAACCUUGGUUCUACUAUGCGUUCCCUGGGGGAAGAAGACUGGUAUUGUAUCCAUUGCAAGAGGCUUCAUGAUUUAAAAUAAUCUAUAACACAACAUACGUUG
Seminavis robusta is the source of this 2873-nucleotide messenger RNA. NCBI's taxonomy places the organism in Eukaryota, Bacillariophyta, Bacillariophyceae, Naviculales, Naviculaceae. The record is from the annotation of a GenBank genome assembly.